Molecule: messenger RNA, 3285 nt
Organism: Odobenus rosmarus divergens (Pacific walrus)
Lineage: Eukaryota; Metazoa; Chordata; Mammalia; Carnivora; Odobenidae
Gene: CR2
Product: complement component (3d/Epstein Barr virus) receptor 2
Exons: 19
Coding region: 1-3285 (1094 amino acids)
Biological process (GO): negative regulation of complement activation, classical pathway
Source: RefSeq, a predicted model, not a curated record
AUGGGCGCUGCGGGCCUGCUCUGCGUUUUCUUGGCUGUCAUCGCGCCAGGGGUUCUAGGGAUUUCUUGUGACCCUCCUCCUCCUAUCAAAAAUGGUUGGAAUAGUUAUUCUUCUGGUCCCAUACCUCUUAACACUGUGGUAAGGUACACUUGUUCUAGUGCCUUCCGCCUCAUUGGAGAAAGAAUCCUUUUUUGUAUAAGUAAAGACCAAGUGAAAGGAAUCUGGGAUAAAGCUGCUCCUGUAUGUGAAUAUUAUAAUAGAAAUUCUCUUUGCCCUGAGCCCAUAGUAGCAGGAGGAUACAGAGAUAAAAGAUCUAGACCACCAUACAGACACGGUGAUUCUGUGACAUUCACCUGUGAUACCAACUUUACCAUGAAAGGAAACAAAUCUGUUUGGUGCCAAGCAAAUAAAACCUGGGGGCCAACACCACUACCAAUCUGUGAGAGUGAUUUCCCCCAGGAGUGUCCACCACUUCCAACCAUCCCCAAUGGAUCUCACACAGGGGAGAGGGUUGGCCCCUUUGCCCCAGGAUUAUCUGUGACUUACAGCUGUGAACCUGGUUACUUGCUUGUUGGAGAAAAGACCAUUAGAUGUUUGUCUUCGGGAAAGUGGAGUGCUGUUAUUCCCACAUGUAAAGAAGCACAGUGUGAACCUCCAGGACCAUUUCUCAAUGGACAGAUAAAGGGCCCUCCAAGUCUUCGGGUUGGUGCGACUGUGAACUUUGACUGUAACGAAGGGUAUCGGUUACAAGGCCAACCUUCCAGUCAAUGUGUAAUUGCUGGACAGCGGGCUUCUUGGACCAGGAUGCCAGUAUGCAAAGAAAUUGUUUGCCUGCCACCUCCUUCUAUUCUCAAUGGAAGACAUACAGGCAGCUCUUCGGGGAACUUUCCAUACGGAAGCACAGUUACUUACACCUGUGACCCAGACCCAGAGAAAGGAGUGAGAUAUAUCCUUACCGGGGAGAAGACUAUCCGUUGUAUCACCAAUAGUCAGAAGACUGGAAUCUGGAGUCACCCUGCCCCAAUCUGUGAACUUUCUAGUUCUGCCAUUCAGUGUCCACCUCCCCAGAUCCUAAGAGGCCAAAUAUCAUCUGGGCAGAAAGAGCAAUAUUCCUAUAAUGACACCGUGGUAUUUGCUUGCUCAUAUGGCUUCACCCUGAAGGGCAGCAAGGCAAUCCGAUGUAAUGCCCAAGGCACGUGGGAGCCACCAGCACCAGUCUGUGAAAAGGGGUGCCAAGCCCCUCCUACAGUCCUCAAUGGGCAAAAGGAAGAUGGACACAUGGUCCGCUUUGACCCAGGAACAUCUAUAAAGUACAGCUGUGACCCUGGCUAUGUGCUCGUGGGGAAAGAAUCCAUACGUUGUACCUCUGAGGGGGUGUGGACACCCACUGCCCCCAAAUGCAAAGUGGCGGAGUGUGAACCUAUAGAAAAGCAAGUCUUUAAGAAACCCCAGGAUCAAUUUGUUAGACCAGAUGUUAACUCUUCUUGCGACGAAGGGUACCGGUUAGGGGGGAGUGUUUAUCAGAAGUGCCAAGGAGCGAUUCCUUGGUUUAUGGAGAUUCGUCUUUGUGAAGAAAUCAUCUGCCCACCACCUCCUGCCAUCUACAAUGGGAAACAUACGGGGAGUUCCUCAGGAGAUAUUCUAUAUGGAACCACAGUCACCUACACAUGCAACCCUGCGCCAGAAAGCGGAGUGGAAUUCAACCUCACUGGGGAAAGCACCAUCCGUUGUAUAAGCAAUGACCAAGAGAGGGGCAUCUGGAGUGGGCCUGCCCCUGUCUGUAAACUUUUUCUCCCUGCUGUUCAGUGUCCACCUGCCCAGGUUGCAAAUGGAUACAAGAUAUCUGGCAAGGAUGCCCCAUAUUUCUACAAUGACAGUGUGACAUUCAAGUGUAAUCAUGGAUUUAUUCUGAAGGGCAGCCAUCAGAUUCGUUGCAAAGCCGAUAGCACCUGGGAUCCUGAAAUACCAGUUUGUGAAAAAGGCUGCCAGCCACCUUUUGGGCUCCAGCAUGGUCAGCAUACAGGUGGAAAUAGGGUCCUCUUUGUCUCUGGGAUGACUGUAGACUACACCUGUGACCCUGGCUACUUGCUUGUGGGAAACAAAUCCAUUCACUGUAUGCCUUCAGGAAAUUGGAGUCCUUCUCCCCCUCGGUGUGAAGCACCAUGUCAGCCUGUGAGAGAUUUUCAAGAGCCUCCCAUUCAUUCACAUGUGAUACCAGUCAAUACAUCCUGUCAAGAUGGGUACCGGUUGACAGGACAUACUUAUCAGAAGUGUCAAGAUGCUGAGAAUAGGGUUUGGUUCCAAAAGAUUCCACUUUGUAAAGUAAUUCACUGUCAGCCUCCACCCAUGAUUGACCAUGGAAGGCCCAGGGGCGUGAUGGCAGAACCCUUUCUAUAUGGAAAUGAAGUCUCUUAUGAAUGUGACCAAGGAUUCUCUCUUCUGGGAGAGAAAAAUAUACGAUGCAUAAGUGAUUCUGAAGGACGUGGAUCUUGGACUGGACCUUCCCCAAAGUGCUUAAAAUCUCCGCCUGUGAUUCACUGCCCUAGCCCAGAAGUCAAACAUGGGUACAAGCUCAACAAAACUCGUUCCUCAUAUUCCCACAAUGACACAGUGCAUGUCACCUGCAAUCCUGGCUUCAUCAUGAAUGGCAGUCACGUGAUUAGGUGUCAUACCAAUAACAAAUGGGUGCCAGGUGUACCGACUUGUAUCAAAAAGGCUUCCUUAGGAUGUCAACCUCCACUUAAGAUACCCAACGGGAAUCAUACCGGUGGAGAUAUAGUUCGAUUUUCUCCCGGAAUGUCAAUCCUGUACAGCUGUGACCAAGGCUACCUGCUUGUGGGAGAAGCACUCCUUCUUUGCACACAUGAGGGAAUCUGGAGCCAAUCUGCCCCUUAUUGUAAAGAGGUAAACUGUAGCUCCCCAGAGUAUAUGAAUGGAAUCCAGAAGGGGCUGGAGCCUGGGAAAAUGUAUCAGUAUGGUGCGAUCGUCACUUUGGAGUGUGAAGAGGGUUAUACCCUGGAAGGCAGUCCCCAGAGCCAGUGUCAGGAUGAUCAGGGAUGGAACCCGCCCCUGGCUGUCUGCAAAUCACCGGCUUCACUUGCUCCUCUUCUUAGUGGUCUUUCUGCAGGUUCAUUUCUUCUUGUAUUCUUGAUUGGUGUCACCUUAUGCACAAUAUUAAAAUACAGAGAACGCAAUUAUUCUACAAAUCAAAUCCCUCAAGAAGGAGAUCUUCAUUUAGAAACACGGGAAGUAUAUUCUAUUGAUCCAUACAACCCAGCAAGCUAA